Molecule: messenger RNA, 4401 nt
Organism: Kazachstania africana CBS 2517
Lineage: Eukaryota; Fungi; Ascomycota; Saccharomycetes; Saccharomycetales; Saccharomycetaceae
Gene: IRC20
Product: E3 ubiquitin-protein ligase IRC20
Exons: 1
Coding region: 1-4401 (1466 amino acids)
Biological process (GO): DNA damage response; protein polyubiquitination
Cellular component (GO): nucleus
Molecular function (GO): ubiquitin protein ligase activity; ATP-dependent chromatin remodeler activity; ATP binding
Source: RefSeq, a predicted model, not a curated record
AUGGCUGAGAUCACUGUGCAGCUGGAUGAGGUACCAGGGGGUGUUGGGAGUGUCCUGGAUAGGCGGUUUGGCGACACGGUCCCAUUGGAAGCUGAUCUUUUUUUGAACUUGUCAAAAUUCAAACACCAUCAUUUAGUUUCUAUUAAAUUUAUCACCCCAAUGCGUUGUCAUGCAAGUGGUACACAACAUGUCAUGUUACGUUAUGAUAGCGGUUCAGGGGAACUCCGUAUUGGUUCGGAUCAUUCUUUCCAUAUCCCCACAAUUGAUCAAAACGAAUUACUACUAAAAUGCUUACAUUUUAUAAACCUGGGAUCGUUACGAACUGAAUUAGAAGAAAAGUUAGAGACAUUUAAAAUAGAAAGCAAGAAAAAGAGGAAGACUGUCUUCUAUAACAAGAUCACAAAACAACUCCGAUCUGUUAAUAAGAGUUUGAAGGAUGUACACUGUCAUGGGCCUUUUUUACACAGUAAUUCCAAUCAGGUUACCGUAAAUUUAGAUUUAUAUCUUCUUUACAAGCCAAAUUCAUUCAACAAGUUUGAUGUUGAGACAAAUUCAUUGCUGGAUCUUCUCUACUCAAGGUCAUUCAGUCAAAAUGACUCCGAAAUUACAACUUCUUUCAUUCAAAGAUACUUCAUUAAUCAAACUGUCCACUACACAAAACAAAUAUUACCUAGGCCAUCUUUUGAGGAUAUAAUAGAAAAUUUAAGAUUGCGACUGUUACCCUUCCAAAUGGAUAGUAUACAAUGGAUGCUGGAUAAAGAAGGUUACAACAAUCAGUACAUUCCACCAAAGACAAAUCCAACACCGCACGAGUUAAACAAUUUCUUAAAUAGUAAGAUAUGUUUUGGUUAUGAAAUUGUAAAAAAUGACUACUUAUUUUGGAACAAAUUUACAAAUUUUAUAUUAGACUAUAAGGAAGCUAUGCAACUCUACGAAAAUUAUGACCAUAGUCAACCAAAGGCAAAGGGACUCCUAUCUGAAGAAAUGGGUCUUGGCAAGACAAUUGAAAUACUGACUCUCAUAAUGCUAAACAAAAGGAAAUUGACUGAAUCACAGACUUUUCUAACGCAUGAUAAUAAAACUAUUCAUAGAACCAAAACUACAUUAAUCAUAUGUCCAAAUCCACUUUUACAACAGUGGAUCAAUGAAAUAAACGAACAUACUAACCCUGGCACCAUAAAAAUCUUUCACUAUCUGGGUUAUAACGAUAUAAUUCUUAAAUUUAAAACGAACAAUAUAGAAGAUAUCGUCAAAAAGCUUUCUACUUACGAUGUGAUUAUUACUACCUACAAUAUUAUAAAUCUAGAGAUACAUUAUGCACAAUAUAAUGCAAAUUUGAGAUCAAGAAGAAACCAGUAUACGCAACCCAAAUACAAUUAUUCUUCUCCCUUAUCAUUGAUGGAAUUUUUCAGAAUUAUAUUGGAUGAAGUUCAAAUGUUGAAGUCUGAUAACACACAGGCUGCUAAAUGUACUAGUUUACUUUAUAGAGUCCAUACUUGGGGCGUGUCAGGAACACCAAUACAAAACAUUCGUGAUUUUCAAACAAUUCUUUCUUAUUUGAAAAUAUCUCCAUUUUGUGAAAAUAGUGACAUCGUGACAAAUGUAGAUAAAAACAUUGGAAGAGAAAAUACUGUUCUCAGUAAUGGAAUACAAUUUUCCAUUAAUGAUGUUAUGGAAAUUUUUAUUCGUUAUGAUAUUUGUAUAAGGCAUUCUAAAUCAGACGUUGUGUCUCAAAUUCAUAUCCCUAAACAGACAAAUUAUUUGAUACCAUUGGAAUUCAACCCCAUUGAGUGGGAUAACUAUUUGAACCUGUGGAAUGAUUUCAUACUAGCGUCAGGCUACGGUCCAAGGGGUGAAAACAAACCAAACCUGUCGACAAACCAGUUAAAUCAAUGGUUGACGCAAUUGAGAUAUCUGUGCUGUCAUGCUAUUAUACCCGAAAACCUUAUGUCGAACACUUUUUCGCACGGUAAAAGUAAAAAGCUCGAAGCCUUCAAUCAAGUAAAUGAGAUGGUCCACAAUAUUAAUGACAUUUUGAAAAUAAUGACCGCCGAGACGAUCGAAUCCUUGAAUUCUUUGUACAGAGAAAAUUAUCAGCUUAAGAUAAGAACUGCACAGGUCGAAAUGGAGUUGAAUAAUGAUCCUUUAAAAGCAAUACCCACCUUGAAGAGUGUUACAGAAAAUAUAAUAAAUGACCUCAAGAUCAAAUUUAACAUUGAAGACAUUUUUACUAUAGACUUUGAUGAAAUUGAUAAUGACAAGGUGAAAAUAAGAUCUUACUUAGAUUUGUUGAAUCAAUGCUUUUUUUUCAUAGGCACUUCAUAUUAUUUUAUGGGUUCCAAAAAAUUAGAGAUGGUUGAUGAUGAAAAUACCAAGAUCAAAUUAAUGAAUGAAAAAGAAGAUGAUAAGAAGGAAGUGAAAGAGGAAAAAAAGUAUACAGACUAUUAUUCCAGCGAAGAACUUUUGGCUAUAGAGAAAAAUCAAUUACUCGAACAAGAAAAUUAUGAAAUUGCUGAACGUUUAAGGAAACAGAUUUUGUUAGAGAGAGUUCAAAAAGUGGAAGAAACUAUCUUAGAAAUUCAAGCAUUUUUCAAUGAUACCAAUAAAACAACCGAUAAAGCGUUAAGACUGCAAAUUAUUGGUUUUAAUUUUAAGGAUAAUUUUGCUUCGAACAUGUUAAUCUCAAAUAUUUUUAAAGCACUAAGUUCAAUGUUACUAGCGUUCAAUAAACAGGCAAUGCAAUUUAAUUCUUUAAUUGAACAAUUGAUCGAGUUACUGUAUAAGCCAAUAAGUAGGGAAUAUGAUGAUGAUAAUGAGGAAGAUAAAGCUAUGGAAUAUUCAACAUCCAUCGACGAUCAAGAUAAAAUUUUUGCAAUCUUCCACUGUCUUGAAGAGCUUUUAAAAAAUAGAGACUUGGUUAUAAAUUCAGAUGAAGAUGAUAUUAAGCUAAACACUAAAAAUUCUGUUCAAGUUGAUGCAACUUUUUCUCAAUAUCACUUAGAUUUGCUCAAAAAUUUGGAAAUUAUUGGAAAGGGUACCUCUUUGAAAUCUAUAUUUAGUGAUUUGAAAAAUUCUAAAAUUGUAAGAUCAUCAUUAACUAGUGGUGCUAAUAGAGAUGGCGCUGAUUUUGAAGAUUAUUUAUUAUCCUAUGAGGAAGAAAUUGGAAGGAUAAACAAAGAAGACAAGAAUGUCAGAGAAUCUAUUAAAAAGUUAAAUCUUAUUUAUAAUUCAAAAAUUGAAUAUUAUAGUCACUUACAAAGGAUUUCGGAUUCUUUGAUAUCGAUUAUUCAACUAGAACCAAACGUCAAGAAUUCCAUCCUCAGAUCUAUAAAAGAUGAUAAACAAUACAAAGAAAAUCUUACAAAGAUCAGUCAAAUUGAAUCAAGAAUUAAAUAUCUGAAAAAUUUAAGCAAGAUACAGGAUCUAAUUGAACAGAAUAAAUCUUUCAACUGUCCAAUUUGCUUAAAUACUAUUUAUAUGGGUUCAAUAAUUAAAUGUGGCCAUUUCUUUUGCAAACAUUGUAUUUUUAGCUGGCUAAAAAAUAAAUCUGUUUGCCCAAUCUGUAAAAAGACAACUAACAAGAAUGAACUUUAUCAUUUCAAAUUCAAGAAUAAGGAGGAGGAAGUGAAUAAACCAGUUGGGGAAAGGGUUCUUGGAUCGAAAAUUGAUGGUAUCUCUCCUUCUUUGCCUAGCAAUGAUAAAGUCACAGUUAAACAAACAAAAGAAGAUGCUGACGAAGAGGAGGAUGAGGAAAUCUUCAAUGAAAAGUUUGUGAAAUUUCCUCAAAUAAAUGAAGUGGCGCAAUUAACAAUAAAGGAAAGUUUUGGUGCUAAGAUUGAUUUUGUAAUUAAAUUGAUAUUAUUUUUAAAGUUGAAGAGUCAAUCUGAAGAGAGGGAUCCACCACAGAUUUUAAUAUAUUCACAAAAUUUUGAAUUUUUGAAAAUCAUUACAAAGAUUUUGACACUUAACCACAUUUCACAUUUGUCAUGUUUUUCUAAUACUAAGUCCAUCAGUUCAACUAUAGAGAAAUUCAAAAGGAACAAUACCAUUACAUGUCUCUUAAUGAAUGUAAAAACACUGGGUGCGGGAUUAAAUUUGCUUAAUGCUAAACAUAUAUUUCUUUUGGAUCCAAUAAUUAACCAUAAUGAUGAAUUGCAAGCAAUGAGUAGAAAUAAUAGAAUUGGACAAAUGGAAGAAACUUAUGUUUGGAAUUUUAUGAUAAAGGAAUCUGUUGAAGAAAAUAUAUUCAAAUAUAAGUGUAUCCUGGAAAAUAAUAAGAGGCAAAAGGAGAAAUUUUCGAAUGAAAAUGAUGAAUUAGAAGAAGAGUUUGAGAUUAAUGAGAAUGCGACUGAAUUUAUUGGAGAUAGACAUUUAUGGAAUUGUUUCUUUCAAAAACAAUAG